Messenger RNA from Musa acuminata AAA Group (dessert banana), 1623 nucleotides. Its product is annotated as peroxisome biogenesis protein 16. Gene Ontology annotation, cellular component: peroxisomal membrane. The record is from RefSeq and is a predicted model, not a curated record. Gene Ontology annotation, biological process: peroxisome organization. The coding region runs from base 37 to 1131 and encodes 364 amino acids. NCBI's taxonomy places the organism in Eukaryota, Viridiplantae, Streptophyta, Magnoliopsida, Zingiberales, Musaceae. The transcript has 8 exons.
UGUGGUGGUCGCGGGGAAGUGGGAAGAGGCGUCGCCAUGGAGGCCUACAAGCUCUGGGUGAGGAAGAACAGAGAGUUCGUCCAGUUCCUCGAAUCAUUGUCCAAUGGCAUAACGUGGGUUCUCCCGGAGCGCUUCUCCAAUUCAGAGAUCGGUCCUGAAGCAGUGUACGCUUUUUUGGGCAUACUCAGUACCGUGAACCAGCACAUAAUCGAUACAGCCCCGACGAAGACACCGCCUCGUGGAUUGGGAGAGUCGACGUUUCCAUGGUCCUUAUGCCUGUCCAUAAUCAAAGAUUCGGAGACUGUGGUAGAGGUUGCAACCCAGCAGUUUGCUGGUGAAGGGCGCAAGUGGAAUUACCUGGCCGUCACAGAGGCGGUGAAGGCAUUCGUGAGGUUAGCUGCUUUUCGUGAUAGCGGAUACAAGAUGCUCUUACAAGGUGGGGAAACAGUGAACGUGGAUGAAAGGCAAGCUGCUCCAGAAGUCUAUAAUGGAGGGAUCGGGGAUGCCAGAGAGCCUGGUGGAUGUAACGGGCCUGGUUGUAUCCAUGAUUAUCAUGGCUCAAUACCUAAGAGUCUAGAAGGAAGAGCCAUUUCUGCAUUGAGCCGGUUUGGUGAGAAUGCAAAAAUGGUGUCGGAUCCAAUGAGGUCAAAAAAGCUUUGCAAGAGUUCAAAGGCCUCUGUUGGGAAGCCCACACUUUAUAACCUGUGGUUACAGAAGGGGCUUUCCAGUCGGUUAUUUGUGACAGGGGAGGUGCUUUUUGUUCUGAGACCUCUCAUAUAUGUACUAUUUAUAAGAAAAUAUGGUAUUCAAUCUUGGAAACCAUGGUUGAUUUCACUGGCCAUGGACCUAGCUGGAAUGAGCUUUCUUUCAUAUUCUACAACUCGGUGCCCUAGAAGUGAUGAUAAAUAUUAUCAACUCACUACAUCUGAGAAAUAUGAGCUGAAAAGGCGAAAGCUGUUGUGGGCACUUUACAUCAUGAGGGAUCCAUUCUUUACCAAGUAUACAAAGCACCGUCUUGAGAAGACUGAUGGAUACUUAAGCCGAGUUCCUCUAAUUGGGUUCCUCACAGAUAAAUUUGUAGAGCUUGUCGUUGGAGUUCAAACACGUUAUACUUAUAUAUCAGGUUCAUGAGGAGGAAAAUCCUGACAUCCGAGGUCUGUCCUACUGAGAUAAUUUUGAUAGGUUGAUUCGCUUGCUAUUCUGGUACAUGAAACAUGCUUCUUGAACACCUUGGUAAAGGAAGUUUGCUAUUUUGGUUAAACAACACAUUCAUUUACAUCUUGCAGAUUACACCAAUGCACAUGGUGCACUUGGCAUUUGAGAUGCUUAGGCUAACUACAUAUGGUCUUUGGAAAAAUCUCUGUUUCCAGACCACAAAUUUUGUAUGUAGACUAUGGUGGCUUAUAUGCUGAUCAAGUGUGGGUUUAGAAAGUACCUUGAAUAAGAAGAAGCUGUUCGGUCCAGAUUACCUUAGAAAGAUGCAUGGCGCAAAUGUCCAUCUGUUGAAAAUUUUCUGUUAUGUUAAUUUUGUUUGGCACAGCAACUGUAACUUUAAUACUAUAGAGACAUUUGUUAUGUGCCCUUCUUUGCCACAUGCAAUAUCACCUAAAAAGGCAAUUUUCA